This is a messenger RNA of Rhipicephalus sanguineus (brown dog tick), 3855 nucleotides long. RefSeq lists its product as uncharacterized. Bases 199 to 3315 code for a protein of 1038 amino acids. NCBI's taxonomy places the organism in Eukaryota, Metazoa, Arthropoda, Arachnida, Ixodida, Ixodidae. The record is from RefSeq and is a predicted model, not a curated record. Gene Ontology annotation, molecular function: oxidoreductase activity, acting on paired donors, with incorporation or reduction of molecular oxygen; monooxygenase activity; iron ion binding. The transcript is spliced from 18 exons.
CGCCCUUCAAACGAAGAAGGCGUUAGACGUCUAAAGAAUGGCCGUGGAGUGUCACUGAAGGGUACCGAUUACUUAUGUCAUAGGCCCGCGCUGGCAAUCGCAUUCUUGAGCCGAGUGGGAUCUUUAAAUGAAACAAUAUUCGAGAACACGAAGGUGAACACGAAGGUGAUUUCGUUAAAGAGCCUGCGUUAUAUUGCCAUGGCUCUACUUACCUCGCAAGACCUUUUUGCUACGGUAUGGCCAUGGUGCUGUAGUUGGCCGGUAAUUUUUGCCUUUGUGGCGGUCACUAUUGCUGGAUUGGUGACGGUGAAGGGCCUCGCUUCAAAUGGCAGACAGAAGCACAAGCGGAUGCCGCCUGGACCAACUGGCCUGCCACUACUGGGCUACCUCCCGUUCAUAUGGAAACCAUACCACGUAGCUUUUAGGGAGAUCUCUGAAAAAUAUGGUCCAAUUAUCAGGCUUCAGCUUGGAAUAAAGAACGUUGUGGUGCUGAACGACGUAGCGACCGUUCGAGAAGCUCUCUCGAACCCCGACCUACUGCAUCGACCCGAUGAUUUCAUGUUUAGAUAUCUUGGGUUAAAAGGCAUUGUUGGAAUAAACGGUGAGGCGUGGCUUGUGAACCGUAGGUAUUGCUUCCACGUAUUGAGGGACCUGGGUUUUGCCAAGAAACCUAUGGAGGACCACAUUCGGGAAGAGCUAGAAUGCUUUGUGAAUCUCCUCGAAUCAAAGAAAGGACAGCCUAUGCUAAUCGCUAAUCCACUCGCUGCCAGUGUGGCCAACAACAUCUCAGCACUAGUAUUUGGACGCCGGUAUGACCUGGAUGAUCCCGAAGGCCGUUUCUUCGUGGGCUUGCUCAGCACCUUCCUACGCCGUGCAAAAUUAUUCUGCGUCAUGGACUUCCUGCCUGUACUUCGCGUGAUAGCGUCUUACAUCCCAGGCACGAGAGUGCGCAUCAUGAAUUACGUUAUAGAGGAGCUUAAAAAGCUUGUAAGAAAUGAAGUGAAGGAACGCGGUGGCAACGUGGAGAAUUACGCAGAGAGAGAUUUCAUUGACGGGUACUUGAGGAAGAUCCAAGAAAACAAGGGAACCGAUUCUCAUUACACAACAAGAUAUCUGGAAGGCAACGCGAUCAACUUCUAUGGUCCUGGAACUAACCCCGUGCGAACAGUGACCUUGUGGAGCCUGUAUAUUGCUGCCAGCGACCCCGAGGGAAUGCAGGCCCGUGUGCAGAGGGAAAUCGACGCCGUCGUGGGUCGUCAGAGAACACCCGCGUGGGAGGACAGGGUGCGCAUGCCGUACACCAUGGCGUCCAUUCUGGAGACCAUGCGCUGGAGGACACCUACGCCCCUCAGCCUGCACAGGGCAGCCGCGUGCGACACUACCAUCGGGGGCUAUCAUGUACCUGCUGGAACAUUAGUGGUACCGAACAUGUGGAGUCUUAACAACAACCCGAAAGAAUGGGAUAACCCAGCCCGGUUCGACCCAACACGUUUCCUCACCGCUGAUGGCAAGAAGGUGGACGAAAAACCAUUGGCCUUCAUUCCGUUCAGCGUGGGAAGGCGGGCAUGCCCGGGAGAAACCUUGGCUCUCAUAGAAGUCUUUCUAUACGUCACCACCGUGCUACAAAAGUUCAAGGUACUCCCUGAAGAAGGAAAAACGCUCUCCCUGGAGGCCAAGCACGGCCUCCUUUCGCUGGUAGACGAGACGCAACCAUUACGCUUCAUACCACCUAUUUUUCUGCGCAUCCGUGCGUCAGGUUUUCGCAGAAAGCCAACAGCAUUGAUGCACAGGCGCCUCCAUUACGUCUCCUUCGUUGCCGCCUGGGAAAGCAGCUGGUCGGUAAUUUUCGUAUGGUUGGCUGUCACAUUUGCUGGACUGCUGAUCUUAAGGAACCUUGCUUCAAAGAGAAAAUACAAGACAGAUAGGCGCUUGCCACCUGGACCAAGAGGCAUUCCAGUUCUUGGCUAUCUUCCAUUCAUAUGGAAACCGUACCACGUGGUAUUCAAGGAGUUGAGCAAGAAAUAUGGUCCCAUUAUAAGAUUGCAGCUCGGAGUGAAGGAUCUGGUGGUGCUCAACGACGCCGUUUCCGUUCGAGAAGCACUCACAAAUCCUGACGUGCUUUAUCGACCAAGCGAUUUCGUCUUUAACUACCUCGGUGUGAAGGGAAUUGCUGUGUUGAACGGCGAAGCAUGGCAAGUCAACCGAAGAUAUUGCUUUCAAAUAAUGAGAAACCUGGGCUUCGCCAAGAAAUCUAUGGAGGAACACAUUCACGAAGAAUUAGAACGCUUCGUGGAAUUUCUUACAUCUUGUAAAGGACAACCCGUGCAGAUAGCUCAGCCACUCACGUCCAGCGUUGCUAACAACAUUUCAGCAUUGGUGUUUGGGCUGCGCUACGACUUGGAUGAUCCCAGGGGCCGCGUUUUCGAAAGCCUGCUCAGUACAUUCCUUCGAUACGCGAGCUUCUUCUCUGUCAUGGAUUUCCUCCCGUUUGUUCGCACUCUGGCUUUUUACGUUCCAAACUCAAAUUUGCGCAUCAUGGACUGCGUGAUGAAGGAGAUGAGGCAGCAUGUCAGAAAUGUGGUUAAAGAGCAUGAAGAAAAUAUGGACCAGUACGCAGGGACAGAUUUCAUUGACGGAUACCUGAGGAAGAUCAAGGAAAACAUGGGAACCGAUUCUCAUUAUACGAUGGAAUAUUUGGAAGGCAAUGCGAUCAACUUCUACGGUCCAUCAACCAAUCCUGUGCGAACUGUGAUCUUGUGGAUGUUGUACGUUGCUGCCAGUGACCCCGAUGGCCAGCAGGCACGCAUACAGCGAGAAAUCGAUGCGGCCGUGGGCCGCCGGAGGUUGCCGGAGUGGAAGGACCGCCUAAAGAUGCCAUACACUAUGGCAUCCGUUUUGGAGACGCUGCGCUGGAGGACUUCGUCGCCUUUCAGUAUGCACAGGGUGGCGGGGCGGGACACAGUAAUCGGCGGAUAUCACGUUCCUGCUGGUACUUUUGUCGUGCCGAACAUGUGGAGCCUCAACAACGAUUCGGAAAUUUGGCGCAACCCGUCGGAGUUCGACCCCAGACGCUUUCUUAAUGCCGAUUGCACAGAGGUGGACGAGAAACCAUUGGCGUUUAUUCCUUUCAGUCUGGGAAAGCGAGCGUGCCCUGGUGAGACCCUGGCUCUUAUGGAAGUCUUUCUGUACGUCACCACCGUUCUCCAGAAGUUCAAGAUCUAUCCUCAAGAAGGAAAGACCGUCUCCCUCGACAUUGAACCAGCUCUGCUCAUGGUCGUCGACGAUACGCAGGCGCUCCGCUUCGUUGAACGAUAACUCAUAAUGUGACAGCAGAUAAGAGACAGAGACUUAUACAGGUCUCAAGGGCUUACUCGAAUAUCAAGUGGAAGAGCUGUCGACAGCUACAUAGCAAGCUAUCCUAAUUAUCUACAUCGAGGUUCUCUGUUAUCAUCUUAUAUUAAGAAUAGCGGGUUCCAGUCGCUGGCCUAAAUUGUUCAAGAAAUCAGCAGAACGUGCUGCUCACUGCAGUACGUGUGGUUAGAGGACAAGAUUUUGAUGGGUCUUAGAUGCCUCAUCAAAAGCGAAAAGUGACCAUCGGUGCUGGCGUCAACACCAAUGAUGCAAACAAUUAUCACCACGUGAUGACGUCACCCAAUAACGCCAUCAUGACAUCACAGGUCACCAAAAUUUGUGACGUCAUCAUGACUUCACAUGAGACCUUGCAGAAUAAAUAUCUCUGGCUCUUACCAAGUUGAUUUUAUAAACCUCAGCAGCCGCGUUCGGCGCGCGGCUCUUGUGAUUCUGCGUGACUGUAUAAGUAGUGAAGCCUUCUGGGAAAGAAAUAAACUGUUACCA